UGUCGGCACUCCCCUUCUCUCUCUCUCUCUCUCUCUCUCUCUCUCUCUCUCUCUAUACCCGCACCUGUGAAGUUCUCGCUCUAUCGAAUCUUUUAUACGCCAGCUCCAACCCUGGUCUUUCCGGCUCUCCUCCAGCUUCAGCCCUGUUGUUUCCGGCGCUCCUCCUUGUCCUUGCGCAGUCAAUAAGAGAGACUCUUCAGGGUAAUUUCUGUACACAUAUUCUCCCUCUUUCGGACUCUCACCCUCUUCUUCUUCUUCUCGCAAACCCUAAUAGUUCUAUCGAGCCCGGUUAAGCAGUGGAAGUUGUAGAAGAACCUCCUUCCCUCUAGGGUUUACCAGAAAAAGGGCCCUCACUCUCACAGGAACUUGCUUGACUUGGCAGAUGAUUGAUGCUAUAUAUAGACCUUGGUAUCACUGUAGAGCCGCCAUGAGCGAAGCCUCUUCGUAUCCUCCUAUUGAGCCCAAUACAUUUGAUCUCAUCAUCAUUGGCACUGGCCUUCCUGGAUCCUUGAUCGCCGCUACCGCCUCUGCUGUUGGGAAAACCGUCCUCCACCUCGACCCCAACCCCUUCUAUGGAAGCCAUUUUGCCUCCCUUACCAUUCCCGAGCUAACCUCUUUUCUUAAUUCCCAUUCUACAGCUAGUCAACCCCAAUCCUCCACCACCACCACCAAUAGCAAUACCUCAGACUACACCAUACUCGAUCUCGCUUCCAGUCCUCUGUAUGCCGAUGUUGAGAUUUCCUCCUAUGCCCCCGAAACCCUAUCGGAACGUUCCAGAAGUUUCAAUAUUGACCUUGGCGGGCCUAGGGUGUUCUUCUGCGCGGACAAAGCCAUUGAUCUGAUAGUGAAAUCAGGUGCAGGCCAGUAUUUGGAGUUUAAGAGCAUUGACGCGAGCUUUGUGUGCGACGAGAAUGGUAGGCUAUGGAAUGUCCCAGACUCUCGGGCAGCAAUUUUUAAGGACAAAACCCUUGGUCUUACGGAGAAGAACCAGUUGAUGAGGUUCUUCAAGCUUGUUCAGCAACACUUGGAGGUUUCUGAUCAUGAUAAUGGCAAUGAAGGUACUCAGGAUUCAAGGAUCUCGGAGGAAGAUCUGGGGAGUCCUUUUGUUGAAUUCUUGAAGAAAAUGAGAUUGCCACCCAAGAUUCAAUCGAUUAUUCUGUAUGCAAUAGCCAUGGCAGAUUACGAUCAAAACAACUUAGAAGUUUGCAAAGAUGUGCUUAAGACAAAAGGUGGGAUAGAUCGUUUGGCUCUCUACAACAAAUCAGUUGGCAGGUUUCCGAAUGCAUCUGGGGCAUUGAUUUAUCCUAUUUACGGGCAUGGGGAAUUAUCUCAGGCCUUUUGCCGUCGCGCUGCUGUCAAAGGUUGCCUUUAUGUUCUGAGGAUGCCAGUGCUUUCAUUGCUUAUGGGCAAGGAAAGUGGGAGAUAUAAGGGUGUCAGAUUAGCUUCAGGUCAGGAUUUGUUCAGUGAUCAGCUUGUCCUGGAUCCAACCUUCACGGUCCCAUCUCCACCAGAUUCUCUCAGAAAAAGUGUUGAAGGUUUAAAUCUGAGAGAUGUUAAAGGGAAGGUGGCUAGGGGGAUCUGUGUCAUUGCAAGUUCCUUGAAACCAAACAUGUCUAAUUUUCUCGUUGUAUACCCUCCUCGUUCUUUAUACCCUGAGCAGAAUACGUCAAUCCGAGCUGUGCAGAUUGGUGGUGGCUUGGCAGUUUGUCCUUCAGGCAUGUUUGUAUUGUACUUUUCGGCAUUAUGCGAUGAUGCAGAACGGGGGAAAAACUUGCUACGAGCAGCUAUGAGUGCCCUUCUCAAGAUCCCAGAUUCAGAAAAUGCUGAAAGUAGUUCUGAAGUUCAGAAUGAAAAUGCAGAAGUAAAACCUACUUUGCUUUGGAGUGCCACCUUUAUUCAGGAGCUGAUUACGGGUGAAUUUGGAUAUAUCAGCUCCACUCCCAUGCCAGAUGGAAAUCUUCACUACAGUGAUCUAUUAGACGCAACCAUGAAGCUUUUCCACGAGAUGUAUCCGGAUGGGGAAUUCUUCCCCGAGACCGCCUCUCCUGAGGACGGAGAGGAUGAGGGUGAGCUUAGUCUAGAGAGCUAACGCUACUUUCAUGGACUCGUUGAGCAUAUCGUCUGCCCGUGGAUAUUCUAAGCAUGAGGUCUGAAGUGCAGCUGGUUUAGCACUGAAGCAAUCUACAAGCAUUCUCUUCUCCACAUCUCUCUUUUGAAUUGUAUAACAAAAAUGUACUUUGUUGGGGGACAAAAGAAACAAAGAAAAGGAAAUAACAUAUAUUUUCACCAUUUUGUUUUAGGGUGUGUUACAACAAGUUCUGCUCUCAAGAUUAUGUGUAAUCUUAUUGCUUUGGCUUGUAUGAAAAUUUCUGUGACUGAAGACGCAUCUUUAAAAAAUCAUUUGGAUUGAAAAUUAUAGAGCCUUUUUAGUUUGGUACUCUGUUCUUAUAUGCAGCUAUU
Molecule: messenger RNA, 2460 nt
Organism: Morus notabilis
Lineage: Eukaryota; Viridiplantae; Streptophyta; Magnoliopsida; Rosales; Moraceae
Product: rab escort protein 1
Exons: 12
Coding region: 383-2089 (568 amino acids)
Biological process (GO): vesicle-mediated transport; protein geranylgeranylation; intracellular protein transport
Cellular component (GO): nucleus; Rab-protein geranylgeranyltransferase complex; cytosol
Molecular function (GO): GDP-dissociation inhibitor activity
Source: RefSeq, a predicted model, not a curated record